CAAUACUUUGGCCUAAAAACGAAAACAUCGGGCUAACUAACAUUCACAACUGCUAAUAUUGCAAACACAGUUGAAUGUUUAAAUUCACUCUAGUUGUCAGGUCAAAUGCAAAAGUGUAUAACUUUAAAGUUCCCCUUGACAUAUUGAUUAGUAUUUUGUGUGUUUUCCGUUAUUUAAUUUAACUGACAAAUGUGUGUGCAUAAAUGGCCAGAAUUUCAUAUCAAAUACAAUACAAAUAGACACCUCAACGGGCAAACGAUGUUUACAUGUAUUUGUGUAGUAGCAAAGCUUAGUGUUUGUUCCGCCUUGGGUUGUGCGCAAUAGUUGGUCGGUCGUGAAUCGUCGCAAGUACAGUUUUUGCAUGCAGCUGUAGAGAAUGAACACGAGCCAAACAAAACAAAGUGAAGAAAUGAAUAGUUAAGUAAUUUUGCGAAAAGAUGUAACUCAAAGAUAUCGAAAACAUCGUAAAAUCAACUUGUAAAUCAUAUCGGGUUUCCGGAGGUUAAAAUAAGAAAGUCCAAUAAAAUUGAAGACAAAAAAAACGGAAAGUAUAUAAUAAAAUGUUCUCGUUUCACAAACCACGAGUUUAUCGCUCGGCUGAAGGAUGUUGCAUUUGUCGUGCAAAGUCGAGUAGUUCACGUUUUACUGACUCACGUAAAUACGAACAGGACUCAAUGAAAUGUUUCAACUUGAAAUAUCCUCGUCAUGGAGAAAUUUGCAAUGCAUGUGUUUUGCUGGUGAAACGUUUUAAACGGCUUCCUGGUGGCAGCACCCGACAUUGGGGACAUGUGGUUGACGCUCGUGCGGGACCCGGAACGAAAUCCAUUUCAAAACACAAAAAAAGUCGAGACGAUUCGGAAACUACAGCGCAUAGUGCUUCAAGUAAUAAUACAAAUUCUCGACGAGCACCCAAUUCAAAGUCCCUCAUUCCCGAAAAAUUUUCCAAAAUAUUUAAAAAGAGUAAAAAAAACAAAUUAGGCGCCGGUGCCUGCUCCGAAAGGAAAGCUGAUGAAUGUAGACGAUCUUCUGUCUCUGAGUUAAAAACAUGGAAGGACCCACAUUUGUUUUCUUCAACACUUGAUUCAAUGGAUAGCGACUAUGAAGAUAUCGGCGAAGGCGGAGAUGUUUACGAUUCGAAACGAGGAAAUGUAAACGUAAAUAAUUCAACAGUGCAAUUUCAAACACAAACUCGUGCAUCUGCAAACCGUGCCUCCCGAAGGGCCAAUAAUAUUAGUAAUGUUUCCAAUAAUCACUGUAAGAGUCCACUAAAAACAGGAAGCCAACGACGUAAAUGUAUGCCUCCUAUUCGAAAUCGGUCCACAUUAAAACUUGUCAAUGAUAAAACACAAUUCUUUGAUGAGACGGAAUGGCAAGAACGUAAGACUUGCUGUGGCAUGAUGUAUGUGUGCCCAUCGUUAGCUGGAGCAAUACUACUCGAUAUUGAAAAAUUUGAAGUCUGCUCAGAACAUAAACGCUCGCAAAUUUUGCAUACUGAGACCAAGUCAUCGACCAAUGAGGAGCUGUCAUCUACUUUGCAAAAGACAAUCAUCGCUACAAUGCCAGCCGUAGUUCAAUUAUCUGCGCCAUCGGUGGCUAGCGUUUGUCCACCUCCAUUGCCCAAUCCAGUGAAUGCAAUGAAAACCAAUCAUACACCAGUAUUGAAGAAGCAUCAUUUGUUCUUCAAACGACAGUCGGAAAGUUUUCCUCAAGUGGAUCUCGCUGUUAAUAAUAAUAUUAUAAAUUCCUCAAAUAAGACUGAAUCUCUGGCAGUAUCAACAAACACUCCCGUUAUAAUUAAAAGCAGCACAAACAUUGCAAAUCACAGUGGCUCAACACCGCAUUCAUCAGCAAUAUCGAUUGGAAGCAACUCAAAUAUUGUUUCCACACCAUUACCCCUUGCAAUAAAUACCACAAAUGUAUCUGCCAUAUCGAGCAUUUCUCCUUCCAAUGCAGCAUCUGUGAGUGCGCAAAUGCCACGGCAUUCAACUGCCAAGGUUACUACAAUUUCCCCACCCUUACCAACAACAAAUAUAAUCGGGGGCAAUAGGCUUUUACAUAAAAUAAAGGCGGGAAAAAUUUUCAAGCAUUCUUUGGAAAAAAUUGGUGUCACGUCCACAGCCUCACCAGUCUUGUCAGCGACUGUGGAGCGUAUUAAGGCUGGCGAUUUCCAGGAUAUAAAACCAGUAAUGCGAAACGUGACAAAAUCAUAUGUGGUCUCAAAGCCAAUAACUGGCGGGUCCAAUCAGCAGAGUACACAAUACUAUCCCGUCGGUUCCUCACCAACAUCCACAUGCUCCAACUCUUCGGCUGCUUCUUCCUCAUCAUCCUCGACUGCACCAAAGUUUAGUGACAAUUCCUCAGAUUCUGGAUUCGACGAAAAUCUGCAGGAUAGAAAAUCGGCAAGUCCUCUGCAGGAGGACACAGAGAAAAAACUGGCAGCUCGUGCAGCAAUAGGUAAUGUGCAUACGAUGUUUUUGGCAAGUGGCGUCCAGAUACAUGGUCAACCUCAAAAUUUAAUGCUUACUGGUAAUGAGGUAGCUGCAAAAUUAUUGCAGAAUCGCAAACAACAUUUGGCUAUGAUGGCAAAUUCCAGUGCUGGGGCUGUGCAGCAACAAUUUCAACAACAACAACAAUCAGCAACUAAUGUGUCGCGUAUUGGUUCGGCUGCACCAUCCUUAAAAAUAUCUCCAGUCACCCCCGCUACAAUAUCUACCAUAUCAGUAGGAAAUUCGGUUGCUAAUAAUUCUCACAGCAAGGUAACAUCAGCGACAUUAACUACAUCUCGUGCAAUCUACAAUAACAAUACCAUACAACAUGAAAACGGUGUGACAACAAUCGUGCCGGCAUCCUCGUUAGCUGCAUCCACACAAACCGCAGCUAUGAAUGCACUAGCUCCUAGUACCGUAACAAUAACACCUGCACCAACGCAUCAAUUAGGAAAUACAGCAUCUAGUACGUCGUUGGGUUUAACAAAAAAACUGACAACAAGUGGGGUUGGAGUAAAUUUAAUAGCAACUGGUGGCAGCAAUCAAAGCAAUAUUCUACACACAGUAACGAACGCUGCUUCACAUUUAAUCAAUCAUGGCAAUAGCACACUGUUGCACCAACAAGCACACCAUCUACAACAGCAGCAACCACUUCAACAUCACAACACGGCGAACAAUUUGAAUCAGAAGAUUAUUCUACUGAAGACAUCUGGCCCAACGAAGUAUAAUAAUUUGGCGAAUAUCGGCAGCAGUAGUCUUAAUAGCGUUAAGCUGCCAAACGGCGCAACACCAAUAGCCGCAUCGCCCGUGAACACCGCCGGAGUUUGCAAGAAUUGACAAAGCGGCAGUCGACAGAAAUUCAUGCGCUAGUGCUUUACUCAGUUCCCACUUCUUCAUUUAUAAACAGUUCAUGUGGGAUAGAAAUAUUGAGUUGCAAUGAUUGCUUUUAUAUAUCUUGCGUCCUAUUUGUGUUCUUUGAACACGUAACUUUACUGUUUAAUUGCUUCGUCACGUUGGUGCUGAGCAAUUUCAAGUUGCCAUUUGUGUAGCACAUAGAAAAUACUCGUAAAAAAACUAUAUUUUUAAAGGGAUUUAAAACCCCUAAAUAAUUGGAGAAAUAAUCUGGUUCCAAAUUUGAUUUUUAUAAUUGCAGCGAUAACUUCACCAGCAUUGAGAGGUUAUAUAUAUAUUUUUAGAUUUUUAUUUUAUGCACAUAUUGCCAUUUCAAACCAUUCUUAGUUUUAUUCAUACCGAUUUUUACUUACUUAAUUAUAAAUACACAAUUUCAUUACAAAAUGCGCACACCCAUACAGGUGCACCCCUUUACACUUAAAAGAGUUUAUAAACAUAUGAAAUAUAUUAAGUGAAGUUUACGGUGAUCAUAUUUAAAAAAGAUUAAAUACGCCUACGGCGAUGUUUAUUGUAUUUUGUAAAUUUGUAUUCUUUUUUUUGUAUAUAUUUAAUAUACAAAGUAGUAUAUAAUGUGUGAGCUAUUUUAAAGAAUUUCUAAUUAAUUUAAAUUUUGUUAAAAUUUUUGAUUUAUCUGUACAUAUAUGUAUGCAAGUAGUUUCUUAUUUAUAAAUGAUAUCUACUCGUAAAAUUAACUUUAAGUAUUGAAUAAAAUUGGAGAAGCAACACCAAAAGUUCUUACCAUAAAAUCGUUUUACUGUUCUAAACGGGAAAUUCUUUAUAUAUAUAUACAUACAUAUAAAUAAUAUUUACUAAAUUAUUGAAUAAGAAAUCAUUUAAAUAUAAUAAACAAAAACACAUACAUAUAUGCUUAAAAAAUAUGUAAAAAUUGCAUUUCAUCAAUUUCGGAUAGAUCAGUUAUCCAUAGCAGCAAAUUAGUUAAAUAGUAUCUAUAAUAAACAUAGCGGUAGAAUUUGCAAAAUACUUCGAAAGAAACUUAAAUGCAAGGCAAUGAACGUUCAAUCAAACUCGAGCGUCCGAGUGUAUACACAAGAUAAAUCAUAAAAAAUACUAUAAUUCUAUAUUGUAGACGCGCUUGUAUAGCGUUCCGUAGCCUUUGGAGCACCCAUAAUUGGUAUUUAAUCAAUAAUUGUUGGACUAUGACAGAUAAGAAAACUAAGCGUAAAAAUAAGCAAUGAUUUUCUAAAUAAAGAUAAAUGAAUAAUAAAAAUGCUGAAUGAAAUAGUUGAAUUAUAUAUAUCUUAAAUUCGUACAAACGUAUGUAGAUCUUAGUUCAAUUGCCAAAAAGUGAAAAUUCAUUUCUUUUUAUUAGAAGUGAAUAACCGCGGUGCACACAAGUCGAAUGCACUUCCUAAAACCGGGAGAAGAUAUUGGAUUCAUAAAAUUGGAAAUUUAAAAACCCAUGUGGUAUGCAUAUGUGUGUAUGUAUGUAUGAACACAUCAUGCAUAUAUUGCAUAUUUUUAAAUGCCUUCCUCAACGUUGUUUUCAAGUUAUGCUGUUUGUUUUGCGAACCUGAAACCAUACAGAGAAUAGAGUAAAUUGUAGAGUGCUAUGUACUUGAAGAUCGCGCAGUUUUAGCCAUAGAAAAUCUAAUUCUAAAGUCUUCAUGAAUCAAAUAAGGAGAAUUUUAACGAUAAUCAAGCGUAGAUAUCUACAAGUAUUCUUCUAAAUAUAUCACAUGAACCUAAAGAAAGGUAGAAAGGUGGAUAUUUUAUAAAUUAAUAUGCUACAAAGCUAUAUUAUUAUCGAAUUGGAAAUGCGAAAUAACAAAUACAAAUAUCCAUACAUAUAUAUAUGUAUGUAUAUUUAUAUAUAUAUAUACAUACAUACACAUCCUGUAUAACCAAUAAAACACAAUAAAGUAGCGGAAUUCAA
This is a messenger RNA of Bactrocera neohumeralis, 5292 nucleotides long. RefSeq lists its product as uncharacterized. The record is from RefSeq and is a predicted model, not a curated record. Gene Ontology annotation, biological process: negative regulation of cell migration. Lineage: Eukaryota; Metazoa; Arthropoda; Insecta; Diptera; Tephritidae. The coding region runs from base 561 to 3323 and encodes 920 amino acids. The transcript has 5 exons.